Dipodomys spectabilis (banner-tailed kangaroo rat) is the source of this 1239-nucleotide messenger RNA. Its product is annotated as NAD-dependent protein deacetylase sirtuin-2-like. Gene Ontology annotation, molecular function: NAD+ binding; histone deacetylase activity, NAD-dependent. The record is from RefSeq and is a predicted model, not a curated record. NCBI's taxonomy places the organism in Eukaryota, Metazoa, Chordata, Mammalia, Rodentia, Heteromyidae.
GACCGAGCAGUCGGUGACAGCCCCAAGGGCCCCGUGCCGGGCGCCCAUGGCCGAACCCGACCGACUCGGACUCAGACACUGAGGGAGGAGCAGCCGGUGGAGAGGAAGAGAUGGACUUCCUGCGGAAUCUCUUCUCCCAGACCCUGGGCCUGGGCUCCAAGAAGGAGCGUCUGCUGGAUGAGCUCACCCUGGAAGGGGUGGCUCGCUACAUGCAGAGCGAGCGCUGUCGCAAGGUCAUCUGUUUGGUGGGAGCAGGAAUCUCCACAUCUGCGGACAUCCCCGACUUCCGUUCUCCAACCACGGUGUAUGCCAACCUGGAGAAGUACCAUCUUCCUUACCCGGAGGCCAUCUUUGAAAUUGGCUACUUCAAGAAACAUCAACCCUUCUUUGCCCUCACCAAGGAGCUAUAUCCAGGGCAGUUCAAGCCGACCAUCUGCCACUACUUCAUCCGCCUGCUGAAGGAGAAGGGACAGCUCCUGCGCUGCUACACGCAGAACAUUGACACCCUGGAGCGAGCAGCCGGGUUGGAGCCCGAGGACCUGGUGGAGGCCCAUGGUACUUUCCAUACAUCACACUGCGUCAACGCCGUCUGCCGGCAGGAGUAUGGGCUGAGCUGGAUGAAAGAAAAGAUCUUCUCAGAAGAAAUCCCCAAAUGCGAGAAAUGUCAAAGUUUGGUCAAGCCUGACAUCAUAUUUUUUGGUGAGAACCUCCCAGCACGCUUCUUCUCCUGCAUGCAGUCGGACUUCAUGAAGGCUGAUCUUCUCAUCAUCAUGGGCACCUCCCUGCAGGUGCAGCCCUUCGCCUCGCUCAUUGGCAAGGCAUCGCUCUCCACCCCACGCCUGCUCAUCAACAAAGAAAAGACGGGCCAGACAGACCCCUUCCUAGGGAUGAUGAUGGGCCUGGGCGGAGGCAUGGAUUUUGACUCCAAGAAAGCCUACAGGGAUGUGGCCUGGCUGGGUGACUGUGACCAGGGCUGCCUGGCGCUCGCUGACCUCCUGGGAUGGAAGAAGGAUCUAGAAGACCUGGUCCGGAGGGAACAUGCCAGCAUAGAUGCCCAGUCGGGGUCAGGGACCUCCAACCCCAACCCUACUUCUCCCAGGAAGUCACCACUUCCUGCCAAGGACGGGGACAAGACCACAGAGAAGGAGGGGCCCCAGUGAUGGACACCAGCCCCCAAACCAGCACAGCCCCUCCAACCUGCAGCUUAGGUCUGCAGGACUCAGCACACACGCUUAGUCU